Theobroma cacao (cacao) is the source of this 1547-nucleotide messenger RNA. Its product is annotated as protein REVEILLE 8-like. Gene Ontology annotation, molecular function: DNA binding. The record is from RefSeq and is a predicted model, not a curated record. Lineage: Eukaryota; Viridiplantae; Streptophyta; Magnoliopsida; Malvales; Malvaceae.
GAGACGAUUAAUUGAACGGCCUUAGAUAACUCACCACACAUGUUACCCAGCUCCACCCGCCAGACAACUGAGUUCAUCUCUCUCUCUCUCUCUUUCAAAGUCAGUCAUUUUGUCUAUAGUUUGGUUGCAAAAAGCAAGCAUAGGGAAGGAAAAAGAAGCAGAGCAAAACAUGAACUCAUCAUCGUCGUCACCGAAUCCUCCACUGCCUCCAGCACCUCCUCCGCAGCAGUCUUCCACGUCCGCGAACGCCGCUGAUGGGUCCGGAAAGAAAGUCAGGAAACCUUACACCAUCACCAAGUCACGUGAGAGUUGGACUGAGGAAGAACACGACAAGUUCCUUGAAGCUCUUCAACUGUUUGACCGUGACUGGAAAAAAAUUGAAGAUUUUGUGGGUUCAAAGACAGUUAUCCAGAUUCGAAGUCAUGCCCAGAAAUACUUUUUGAAGGUCCAAAAGAAUGGGACAAUUGCACAUGUGCCUCCUCCUCGCCCCAAGCGCAAAGCUGCUCACCCUUACCCGCAAAAGGCGUCUAAAAAUGUUUUAGUGUCAUUGCAAGCAUCCAUGGCUUAUCCUUCUUCAAUAAAUACCAUAGCACCUGGAUAUGCUCCCUGGGAUGAAGCGUCCUUGCUAGUAAACACUGCCCCAAGCAAAAUCAUGCCACCACAAGAUGAAUUUACAAGCCUUCAAGGAGCUGAAGCUGAUAUUGGAUCGAAGGGCGUAGCAAGGAUUAGUAACAGUGGUGUCAGUGGCAUUGGAAGCUCAAGUAGGACAAUACCUAGUUCUGAUAUGCCAUACCAAGGGAAACAAGCUCCCAUGCUUCAUGGUAUACCGGAUUUUGCUGAAGUUUAUAGCUUCAUUGGGAGCAUCUUCGAUCCAGACACCCAAGGGCAUGUGCAAAAACUCAAAGAGAUGGAUCCGAUAAAUUUUGAAACUGUCUUGUUACUGAUGAGAAACCUCACCGUUAACUUGUGUAGUCCUGAUUUUGAGCCAGUCAGGAAAGUUAUGUCCUCAUAUGAUGUCAGCACAAAAACGGUGGGACUUGGCACGGGAAUUAUUCCCCAAAGCCAAACGAAUGAUAUAUCAUGUUAAGCUGUUUAUUAUGUAGGGCUUGCAGGCAACAUGCUUGGAGGUUACUAGGUGAAGGAGUUGCAACCACCACCUGGAGAAAAUGUUAGAAAUGUUGAGUGGAAGAAAGGUUUGCUACUACGGACUUUCAAGCUCUGUAAGGGUCUCGAUGUGCAGCGAGUCAGGUGGAAUGGUUGUCACCCGGUUUUGACCUAUCAACCAGAUAAUUGUGUAUAUUCUUGUGAGGUUUGUCAAUUAGCCGUUUUACCCAAUUGUGAAGUAUGCCUUACAAUAGAAGUGAAACUACAAGAAUUUGAACAUAUCUGUAAUAAAGAUCAUGGUUUUGCCUUAUGAAUGUAGCUAGAAGGAACUCCAUGGCAACAUGCUAGAUUUCUUAGCUAUUGUCAUAUAUUGGUUAUUAACAAGUAUUCCACUAGAAUAUUAUCUCUCAGUUUGACUAAAAUUUGAUGGGAUCGUACCAAGG